Messenger RNA from Cavenderia fasciculata, 1629 nucleotides. RefSeq lists its product as uncharacterized. The coding region runs from base 1 to 1629 and encodes 542 amino acids. The record is from RefSeq and is a predicted model, not a curated record. The transcript has 7 exons. NCBI's taxonomy places the organism in Eukaryota, Evosea, Eumycetozoa, Acytosteliales, Cavenderiaceae.
AUGGAAGAUAUAAAUAAAAGAGAAAAGAGGAUGGAUGUAGUCGUACAAUCAUCAUCAAAUCAAUUGUCAACAUCAUUAUUCAAAGCUGUAUUAAAUCAAUCAUAUAUUAAAAGAUUGAUAUUCAAUCAUGUUAGUUCUAUUCACAAACAAUUAGAGAUUACAACUGUUAAAGUAUCAUCACUUUAUACUCUGAUUGAUUAUAUUAGAUAUGAUCAACUUUGGAGUUUAAUGUUUACUGAUGGUAGAUAUAGAGUUGAUCAUAGUCUGAGAUUAACUAAAAUCAUAACAACAGCUAUUGAUUAUCAUAAUGAUAGUGUAUUGGAAUACUUGUUGAAGAGGAUCAAGACUGAUAUCAAGGAAAAUCUUGCACCAGAUCAAACAAUGGUGAUUGUCAAUUACGAUCACAAUGGUAGUUUGAAAGUAGAAUCUAAAGAUAUUAAAUGUCUAAGUUCAAAAGUGUUUAAUCUAUUGAUUGAAGACAAUGUAUUCAUUCUUUCAAAAGUAUUAUUACAUAGAAUGGUAAAGACUGCUAUCUUGGUGAUUGGGGAUAUCGAUGUCAUUAAACUCAAAAAAUACAAUCUCAAAGAUAUUCAAAAUUUAAUUAAAGUAUGGUGCUUGGAAAUCAGUCAAAAGAGUGGCGAUGAUUUAUUGAAGAAAAAGACAGAAUCAUUUGCCAAUUCAUUGGCAUCUGGAUCACAAGAAGCUGUCUCAUCGUUUUUCAAGUCUGCACACCAGGACAACUACUUCCAAAUCAACACCGAUGGCAUCAAGUCAAUUGAUCCAGUAUUUUGCUCUCGUCAUUACAUCAAACUCUUGUCAAAAUAUGUUGAUCCAGUUGGAGGUUCUCUCACCAAUAUCAUCCGAUCAACACUUCAACAAUCAGCAAAAGGUCAAGAGUAUGAAGAAAUAGAUUAUGUACUCAAAUCAAAGUUUUGUCAAAAACUAAAACUCGACAUUGCAGACUCUAUUGCUUCAAUCUUUGACAUUACUAGUGGUGACGGUCAUGAACUUUUGGUAGAGAGAUUGAUCAAAUAUGCAAAGGAAUUCCCCAAAAAGUAUUCAUUCAUAUAUGUCUCUGUACGGGUUUUUGAAGUAUUCAGUAAACCAUUCAUAGAAUUUGAUGAGAAUUAUGACAAAUGGAUACUACAUCCAGCUCUUAUUGAAAAGAUGUCCCAUCUUCCAAAUUCUUGUCUGAAAUAUCUAGAUCAUUUCUACUUUUAUCUCUCUAGUGCAGCCAUGACUAUCAACAUGAAACUCUUCAAAAAGAUUUCCAAAACUUUACCAACCGAAAAACAAAGUGACCUAAUAUACUAUGCAACAGAAUUGACAGAUGAACAAUUGCAUAGACUAAAUCAACAAGACCAACUUGAUUCAUAUCAAUACAUCAAAUAUCCAAUGAAUCCACCUCCAUUGAAAACAGAAUAUAUUGGAAUUUGCAAUCAAUGUUUACAAAAUUAUUAUUUCCAAAACAAAGAUAAUAAUAAUAAUAAUAGAAUAGUAAAGAAUUAUACUCAAAAAGAAUAUGAAGACUUUAUUAAUCAGGCAAUUGAAAUUGUUUAUACUGCUGGCGAGAGCAAUAUGUUGGGCAUUUUCUCAUUUAAAACCUUUAAAUCCACCUCCAUUAUUUAA